UAAUAAAGAUCAAGACAGAUAAGCGACACGACUCCCGCAGAAAUAUGAGCAAGGCAUUAUUUUCAAUUAUUUUGUUGAUACGAGGUCAUGUAGCUGGCCUUUUAAUGGUGUGUCGAUAGUUUUCAACAUCCCUGACAGUGUGUAUACUCGUGUCUUCACACAGAUGUUUGCUCUGUUUAAUACAAUGCAGUGCAAUAAUUACGUAAGCAUACUUAAUUUACAUAGUUGGUGUGAAGGUCAACCUAAAACUGAAUGCUCGAUUAAUCCUGCUUUUUGUCUGAAUUUUGAACAGCCAUCGUGUCAUAUUUCAUCUAUGACGACCACGAACAAGUUCGUUGUGAUCAACACUGUAUAGUGUAUACUUGAGAGUGUAGGCGCUGCCUUAAGGAUGAGAAUGGUGUCUACUCUGUAUACUUUCCAAAUCCUCGUUGUUGUGUCAAUGGUGUGGAGACCUAGUCAUGCAGUCAUUCAACUUUCGUGUGGCUCAAAUAUUAAUCUUAAUCCAUCCUCAGUAGCAACCUACAGGUUCGGGGAUUACACUAAUCCAUACCCAACAGGAUUAAGCUGCGACUUCGACUUUAGUCUAUCGGACGCAAAUGAAAAAAUUCUUUUCCAAGUUUUCCCACAAUGUACACCUGGUGCAGAUGUAUUAAAGAUCAAUAAUGGUCCUAACGCAUGUUGUGACGGCUGCGAGCAACCGAUUUCUGCUCCAAGCAAUGCGUUUCAAGUUUCCCUUACGACUGAUAGUACAUCAGGUCCAAAAGAAUUGGGAUUUGUCAUAAGGAUAGCAACGGGUAAAGAUGAAUCAAGAUGCCCUACGUCCAGUCCAUCACCCAUCAUUGUUUCCGUUGGUUCAUCACCGGUGACUAUCACAUCUCCAGGCUUUCCGAACAAGUACCCAACAUUCAGUGAUUGCAGAUACACUAUAAGCCCACAUGAUUCCAGUAAAGGACUUUCUUUGACAUUCGAUGUAAUCAGUUUGGACUAUUAUAAUGGAUGCUAUGAUAAGAUACAAUUAGGAUUAUACAAUACGGAUCCUGUCGAUAUCUGUACCAACUACAAAAUGAGCCUUUUUCUACCGAAUGAACGUUAUACCAGCGGGGGUGAAACACAUCUCAACUUUACCAGUGAUGAUCGUGAUGAGGGAUAUGGCUUCAGGGUUACAAUCGUUCAAGUGGACCUCGGAGCUACGCAGUCACCAACAACCGAAACAACUGCAGCAUCAGCACAUGUAGGAACAACAACAGAAACAAUUGUAAAAUCAACACCAACAUCCGUACCAGCAACAGUGCAAUCUGUCUCAUCGACAAUCACUGCUUCAUCAGCAGAAUCAACAGCUGUCGUAUCAACAGCAGCUCCUCAUACGGACCCUUCAACAGUCAUUCAACUUUCGUGUGGCGAAAAUAUUAAUCUUAAUCCAUCCUCAGUAGCAACCUACAGGUUCGGGGAUUACACUAAUCCAUACCCAACAGGAUUAAGCUGCAACUUCGACUUUAGUCUAUCGGACGCAAAUGAAAAAAUUCUUUUCCAAGUUUUCCCAAAAUGUACACAGGAUGCAGAUGUAUUAAAGAUCAAUGAUGGCCCUAACGUAUGUUGUCCUGGCUGCGAGGUACCGAUUACUGCUCCAAGCAAUGCGUUUCAAGUUUCCUUUACGACUGAUAGUACUUCAGGUCCAGAGGAAUUGGGAUUUGUCAUAAGGAUAGCAACGGGUAAAGAUGAAUCAAACUGCGCUACGUCCAGUCCAUCACCCAUCAUUGUUUCCGUUGGUUCAUCACCGGUGACUAUCACAUCUCCAGGCUUUCCGAACAAGUACCCAACAUCCAGUGAUUGCAGAUACACUAUAAGCCCACAUGAUUCCAGUAAAGGACUUUCUUUGACAUUCGAUGUAAUCAGUUUGGACUAUUUCAAUGGAUGCUAUGAUAAAAUACAAUUAGGAUUAUAUGAUACGGAUCCUGUCGAUAUCUGUACCAACUACAAAAUGAGCCUUUUUCUACCGAAUGAACGUUAUACCAGCGGGGGUGAAACACAUCUCAACUUUACCAGUGAUGAUCGUGAUGAGGGAUAUGGCUUCAGGGUUACAAUCGUUCAAGUGGACCUCGGGGCUACGCAGCCACCAACAGCCGCAUCGACAACUGCUGCUCAAACAACCGAAACAACCUCAGCAUCAACAACUUCGGCUCAAACAACCGAAACAAUAUUAGAAUCAACAACUGCUGCUCAAACAACCGAAACAACCUCAGCAUCAACAACUUCGGCUCAAACAACCGAAACAAUAUUAGAAUCAACAACUGCUGCUCAAACAACCAAAACAACUGCAGCAUCAGCAACUGUAGGAACAACAGCAGACACAACCGUUAAAUCAACAACCUCUCAAACUACUGCCGUACCAGCAACAGUACAGUCCGUCUCGUCGACAAUCACUGCCUCAACAGCAGAAUCGACAGCUGCCGUAUCAACAGAAGCUCCUCACACGAACCCUACAACAGGUACUCAGAGCCCAUCGCAAAUCGAUGGCGCUACUGAACCAAUGAACAUGCUUAUAAUCAUAAUCGUAGUGAUUUCCGCGGGAUUAAUUAUUCCGGUACCGGUUGUCGUGGUCACUGCACGUUUCCUGAAAAAAAGGAAAACAUCCCAACAAUCUUCCAACAGAGAAGAUAAGUUUCAAAACCCCAUCUUCAUGGGCCAACAAAAUGAGGUACUUUCAGACACCAGUGUUGGAGAGUAUGACCAGAUUCCGGCAGACAAGAUGUUAUCCGAAUCCCAGAUCCAGAGCUUAAAAAACAGAGUAGGAAGUGAAGGCGAUUACGUAAGCAGAGAACACCAUUCUAGAGAAGACCACACAUACCAGGGUCUGAAAGAGGCUAAAGGGACAACGAACAAUGCGUUCAGCGAGUAUUACAACCAGAUCGACGACUAAGGCAGCCCCCACGAUACAUUUAGCAAUUACUACGUGAAUCUUCUAACCUGAUAAUAUAAUCUUCACAAUCUUCUUCUAUUUCAUACUGGCUGAUCUUCCCGAUUAAAAGUGUCCUUUAGACCAAAUUCACAUUCAUCUAUUUGCAGCAAAUAAACUAAUUUAGCACAAAGUUUUUUCUUAAAGGGGCAUGGUCACGAUUUUGGUAAAAAAAAGUUAUUUGUCCGAUUUAAAUGAUUACAAUGCUUCAGUAAGGCAUUUUUAACAGCCAACUGAAAUUUGUGUAUCAUCCGUUGAGCUUUAAGCGAGUUACAUAGCUUACAAUUCUUUGCUAUGUUAACAAAGCUUUUGUUUACAUUUUGAAUGUUGAAGUAAAAAUUCCAGUUUUAGACCUGAAAUGAUUGUGUUAAACGUUAGGAAUUGUUUAUUUAUGCUUAAAAUGUAAAAGAAGAUAGACAGAUCAGAUUGAAAAAGAUUUUUACUGGUAUAUUGAACCUACGUAAACAAAAACAGGGCACGAGCCUUGUUUACAUGACAGAGAAUCGUGAGCCUUGCAUCUAGCUCAAAACUCUACGCCUGACUUUCAAAUUCCACAUGAUCAUUAGAAAUACAUUUCUUAAGCAUUGUAAAUAAUAAAAGAGUAAAAUUGAAUUUGACCAAAAUCGUGACUAUGCCCCUUUAAUGCAAGUUUUUUUUUUCUCUUGGCAUGGUGCUUUAUAAAGUUCAGGAUUAGCGCCUUCCUUGAAUGCUACAUGUUAAUUAUACUUAGUCUAACCAUACAUGUAUGAUACAUUCAUUGAAUGGCGUCUAUUACCCUCACACAAAGACAGCUUUAUUGGGGACAAUGAUAAUUUUUUUAUAUAUAUAUACGGCAGAAGAAUUUUUUUCUCCAGAAGUCGCUUGAUAACUUGGAACAAAACAAAAAAUAUAUACUCAGAGUUAUAUAUUCUAUUAUACUUUAUUGUAAAGACAACCAUGAAACUUUAAUAUACCACCUCUCCGAAGGAGAAUGGGGUAUACUGUUUUACCCUUGUGUGUCUGUUUGUCUAUCCGUAACAAAAAAUUCUGUCUCAUUUUACUCAGCAACAAUUCAUUGCAGAUGCCUGAAAUUUUAACACACUAUUUGUAUUAACAUGCCAUAUCGUAGGAUUUAUUUUGGUACCAAUCGGACGUCAACUUCCUGUUAAAUGAUGACUUUGUUUAUUUUAACAUAAAUUUUCAAACAAAUUUUCGUCAAAGAUUUCUCAGCAACUAUAAAUUGCAGAUGCUUUAAAUAUUAACGAACUGUUUGUUGAGGCAUGCUAUAUCGUGGGAUAUAUUUUGGUACCAAUCGGACGUCGGAUUCGUGUUAAAUGUCGACUUGGUUUAUUUUGCAUAUUCACAUCAGAGCGGGGGUAUUACUAGUGAGCAUUGGCUCACAUAUACAGUGUACAUUUAUCUUGUUAUAUAUUCAUUAUCUGGUCAAGUAAAAGGAAUUUUUUUUUUCAAAUCUUUUUUCAUAAUACAAAGGAACGUAAAAUUAAUGUUAAAUAUUUUCAUUUAAUGUCUGAGUGAAAUGAGAAAUAAUUACUUUAAUUUACAAGUUACAUGUAUUGCUAAAUGAUUUGAAUUUGUGGUGUUUUUGUCAAGGAAAUUAUAAAAAUACAUCGGGAAAAUCGAAUAAUUUGUUUUACCUAGAAAAUUACAAGGUUUUAUUAAUCCUUUGGAAAAAAAAUAACUGUCUGACUACAUUCAUUGGAACUCACGUUAGUAUAUAACAGAUAAGCACAACAUUUUAAAUCAUUCAAUUAUAUUUCUGUAUCCCUUUGAAGAUUAUUACAUUGUAAUAUUCUCAGAAUAACAUAAUUUUUUGUGAGAUAUUUAAUUAGUCCUCUUUUCAGAUUUUUAAGCAAUGUAUUUGUGUUGAUGUCUAUGUUGAAUAAUUUGAUUGCAUAUAUAGAAAGAGUAAACAAAAUACAGACUUCUGGUAU
This is a messenger RNA of Magallana angulata, 4884 nucleotides long. RefSeq names its product mucin-5AC-like. Lineage: Eukaryota; Metazoa; Mollusca; Bivalvia; Ostreida; Ostreidae. The record is from RefSeq and is a predicted model, not a curated record. The coding region runs from base 389 to 2917 and encodes 842 amino acids. Gene Ontology annotation, molecular function: serine-type endopeptidase activity. The transcript is spliced from 19 exons.